AUGAAGAAUUUACCGUAUCCACAUGCUCCAUCAAAGAAAGACAAGGAACGCCAGUUUGCAAGGUUCUUUGAUAUAAUCAAGAGGUUACAGAUCAACAUACCCUUUACAGAGGCUUUAGAACAGAUGCCAUCUUAUGCAAGAUUUAUGAAGGAGCAUCUGACAAAGAAGAGAAAAUUGAGCGAGGAUGGAACAGUGGAAUUUGAGGCAGGUUGCAAUGCUAUAAUUCAGAAGUCACUUCCACAAAAAUCUAGAGACCCAGAGAGUUUCACUUUGCUAGUUACCAUUGGCAAUCUUUCUGUGGGGAAGGCAUUGUUGGACUUAGGCGCUAGUAUCAAUCUUAUGUCUUUAUCUAUGUUACAGAGGAUAGGUGAGGUGGAGGUGAGACCUACCACGAUGACUCUGCAGCUGGCUAAUAGAUCUAUAAAGUAUCCUCAUGGCAUUGUUGAAGACCUCUUGGUUAAAGUUGAUAAAUUUUGGUUCCCAGUUGAUUUUGUUGUCAUGGACAUGGAGGAGGAUUCUGAAGUUCCUCUCAUUUUGGGACAGCCAUUCAUGAAGACGGCCAAGGUCAUCAUUGAUGUUGAUGAUUUGAAAACUCAAGGUUAG
This is a messenger RNA of Cajanus cajan (pigeon pea), 603 nucleotides long. NCBI's taxonomy places the organism in Eukaryota, Viridiplantae, Streptophyta, Magnoliopsida, Fabales, Fabaceae. The record is from RefSeq and is a predicted model, not a curated record.